This is a messenger RNA of Medicago truncatula (barrel medic), 2134 nucleotides long. Its product is annotated as chaperone protein DnaJ. The record is from RefSeq and is a predicted model, not a curated record. Lineage: Eukaryota; Viridiplantae; Streptophyta; Magnoliopsida; Fabales; Fabaceae. The transcript is spliced from 11 exons. Gene Ontology annotation, molecular function: heat shock protein binding; ATP binding. Gene Ontology annotation, biological process: response to heat; protein refolding. Bases 257 to 1747 code for a protein of 496 amino acids. Gene Ontology annotation, cellular component: chloroplast thylakoid membrane; cytoplasm.
AUAAAUUUGCAGAAAGAAGACGAGGCUAGCAAUAAGCCACAACUUAUCUGGUAGUUGUGGGUCCCAGUGAGUGUCUUCCUCUCUGGUAUGUAUGUACCAAUACCAGUAGUCCAGUCCAGUUCAGCAAGCAGAAGCAGAACCCAUAAAACCCGAUUCUUUUUAACAUUUUACCCACUAACAAUUCAAGCGGGCGUUAAAAUCAUGAACAUAUCAUACUUUUCUUCAUAAUUCUAUUUCAAUUUCAAUUUCAAUUUCAAUGGCAGUUAUAUCACUCUCUCUUCUUCCACCACCACCAUCUUCAACUCAUUCAUGCUUCUGUGCUGGAGGAAUUCAUCUCCGUUCCCACAACAAUUUCCUUUCCAUUCAUUCUUCUCCUUUUCCUUCCACUUUCUCCAAUUCUAAUACUAAAUUCUCUUCUGGUACUAGACCAAAACGCUUUCACACUGUUUUCGCCGCUUCUUCUGAUUAUUAUUCUACUCUCGGUGUUCCCAAAUCCGCCACCGGUAAAGAAAUCAAAGCCGCUUAUCGAAGGUUAGCUCGUCAGUAUCAUCCUGAUGUGAACAAGGAACCUGGGGCAACUGACAAGUUUAAAGAGAUUAGUAAUGCCUAUGAGGUGCUAUCAGAUGACAAAAAGAGGGCUUUGUAUGAUCAAUAUGGUGAGGCAGGAGUUAAGAGUUCAGUCGGAGGAGGGUCAAGUGCCUAUGCGACAAAUCCAUUUGAUUUAUUUGAGACAUUUUUUGGGCCAAAUAUGGGCGGCUUUUCUACCAUGGAUCCAUCUGGAUUUGGCACACGGCGUCGUAGUACUGUUACUAAGGGUGAAGACAUCCGGUAUGAUUUCUCCUUGGAGUUUUCUGAGGCAAUUUUUGGAACAGAGAAAGAAUUUGAGCUUUUCCAUUUAGAAACAUGUGAUGCCUGUACUGGUACUGGUGCAAAGUUAGGCUCCAAGAUGAGAGUAUGUUCCACUUGUGGUGGCAGGGGUCAGGUGAUGAGGACCGAACAAACUCCUUUUGGGUUGUUCUCACAGGUUUCAGUAUGUCCAAAUUGUGGAGGUGACGGGGAAGUCAUAUCUGAAAGUUGCCGUAAAUGCAGCGGGGAAGGACGCAUACGGGUUAAGAAAAAUAUUAAAGUUAAAGUUCCUCCUGGGGUUAGUGCAGGCAGUAUUUUACGAGUCACUGGAGAAGGUGAUGCUGGACCAAGAGGGGGUCCUCCAGGAGAUCUUUAUGUAUAUCUUAAUGUGCUUGAGAUACCAGGAAUUCAAAGAGAUGAUGUUAAUCUCCGCUCGACAAUAUCAAUCAGUUAUCUAGAAGCUAUACUGGGGUCUGUAGUGAAGGUAAAGACGGUUGAAGGCACUUCUGAACUACAAAUCCCUGCUGGUACCCAACCUGGAGAUGUCCUCGUCCUUGCAAGGAAGGGUGUACCGAAAUUAAACAGACCGUCAAUACGUGGUGACCACUUAUUUACUGUUAAAGUUACAAUACCAAAACGUAUCAGUUCAAAGGAGCGUGAGGUGCUUGAAGAACUUGCUUCUCUAGGCAACCCAAGCAGUCAUUCAAAAUCCCGUCCUAGGACCCAACCUUCCGCCGGAAGUAAGGAAAGUCCUGCAGUUCAAAUGGCCGAAAGUCCAACAGCAACAGUCACAGAAGAACCAGAGAAAUCAGAAGACGAAGAUGACUUAUGGAAUAAACUAAAAAACGUGGCUGGGUCUGUAGCAAAUGGAGCUCUAAAGUGGUUUAAAGACAAUCUCUAGUUCAAUGGAAUUAUUAGGUGGUCAAGAUUCUCCAGAAUAUAGUUUACCUGAUUAGGGCUAGUGUUGUAAUGAUUCGAACAGCUGCUGGCCGAAUGGGGAGAGACUAUACUUUUUCUUCAAAUGCUAUAACUGAAAAUUGUUUGAGCAACGCAGCAAAAUGAAACAAACGAUGCGUGUAUUCUUUUAUUUGUUGCACUUGUAAAUUUUGGCACGGGGCAGUUUAUACAGAAUAACUUGUUGAAGAAUAUUUUGGCCCCCCUUGAAGAGGUUGCACUAGAGAAAAUUAGAUUAUAUUUCAUAGGAAGUCUAAGCUCCAUUUCAGUGAAUCACCUAAAAUUAGAAGUUAUUGCUAAAAAUCCUUAUGCAUAAGUGAAGUUUACUUUCAUA